CCAAGUGCAAACAUUCCCUCACUCAAACCAAAAACUGCUCCAUUACCAUAUCAAGAUUUCUACAUAUAAAACCAAGAAACAAAGCAAACAAAUAUUUAACAUAUACCAAUGGCUUCUUGUCUCUUCUUUUUUGCUGUUUUAUGCCUACCAUUAAUUGUUAAAGCUCAAGAAAGAGCUCCACAUGGGCUUGCAUAUGAAAGUCCUGUAGCAUUGUCACCAGAUGCAUACUCAUUUUUCCACCCUGAAACUCAACAAAAGAAAAACAGUACUACUGAAAGUUUAUGUGAUAAUAAUACAUCAGAAUCAGGUUGUUCAGAAUUACCUACAGCAUCAAGUGUGCAGUCUAAUUUAGCACAUCAAAGUUUAUCACCACCCGAGGAUGGCGAAAGGCGAAUAGGAGCUGGUGGGAUUGUUGGAAUCCUUCUUGGCUUUGUGUUUGCUACUAUUGUUUUAGCAUUUGGGGUUUAUUAUGUUGUGAUUACACGAAAAAGCAACUCGAGCAAAGCUAAUCCUGUUCAGCUAAUUAAUGUCUGAUAUACUCAUCCAUCUCCUACUGUUGCAUCUCAUUUUACAUUUUUGGUUUUUGUUAUCUUUCCUAUUUAUAUGAUUUGGGAUGUGAGAUGUAACUAUUGCUGAAUGAGUAGUUAGUGAUAUAAUCGUACAAUUAUUUAGUGAUUAGGAAGCCCUUGUGUUAUAUUAUACCAUGUCUCGAUUUUUCAUAUAUGAAUGUAACUAAUGUAUCACAUUUAUGAA
Molecule: messenger RNA, 753 nt
Organism: Nicotiana tabacum (common tobacco)
Lineage: Eukaryota; Viridiplantae; Streptophyta; Magnoliopsida; Solanales; Solanaceae
Source: RefSeq, a predicted model, not a curated record